Messenger RNA from Seriola dumerili (greater amberjack), 2544 nucleotides. It is a transcript of the gene znf326, whose product is annotated as zinc finger protein 326. The transcript is spliced from 12 exons. Gene Ontology annotation, molecular function: DNA binding; zinc ion binding. The coding region runs from base 1 to 1428 and encodes 475 amino acids. NCBI's taxonomy places the organism in Eukaryota, Metazoa, Chordata, Actinopteri, Carangiformes, Carangidae. The record is from RefSeq and is a predicted model, not a curated record. Gene Ontology annotation, cellular component: nucleus.
AUGGGGGCUGUAAAUACCAACUCCACAGCACAGGAGCAGGUCCAGCUUGUGUUGCAGGAUGCUGCCACCUGUCGGCAGACAAUGAACCGUCAGAAUAAUGUUCCGUUCAGCCCUUCGGCUGUACCUCAAGGAGCUGCUGCGUACAAACAGCUGCCUGGAAGAGUACCCAAAGACUUCAUGGAAGCCAUGAAACGCAUCCCAGUGAAGCUAGCAGACACCUCAAACAUCAGGACAUCUGACAUGGCUGCUAACACACCACCAGCCCAGAAACGUGCAGCGAAACAUUCUGCUGCUAAAUGGAAGUCUUCAUUCAAACCAGUAGGAGAAGAAGAUGACGACUCUCAGGACAAAAGCACAAGCAGUUUAGAAAAAGUCGAGUUAUAUGACCCUUACGAUCCUGGCUCGUCAGACUCUGAGCUCGAGGUGGCACAGAGCAAAGACCACAACCACUACCACUCCACAUCCAAUCAGGAUAACAACCCAGGACGUCGACGUUUGUCUCCAGGUGGAGUCUGCCGUGAGAAACGCCGCUGGGACUCAUCCUACUCUGUGCCAGGGAGCCAACCCUUUGACAGACGCGAAUUUAGCCCUGAAACCAGACCCAGCGAGAAUCGAGGUCUCGCCCCAUGUCAUGGACUGUCUGAGGGUUAUAGCCCAGGCACUGAAUCAAUUGACCGACCGGGGUAUGGCUCCAUAAGUAGACCUCUGGAGCACAGGGUCUGCAGCCCUGACAGGACUGUUCACAGCUCCUCCACCCAACAGUUUCCUGCUUCUUACGGAGGACAGAAUACCAAUGGGGAGGAGCGGAUAACAGUUACAGAACACAGGAGAGAGAUAACCACUACUGUUAGAUUAUCCCCGCCCAAGAUACAGCGGGAUUAUCAACACCAGUCUGGGCCCGUGGAAACAGGUGUGGACAAAAUCACAGCUGCCACAGAGGUGACGAGAAAAAGAAGCAGAAGUAUUAUAAUGGACAAGAUCCCCAUCACCUGUGACCUUUGUGACGUUGAGCUGGCCAAUGGGCAGGAGUUUGAGGAUCACUUGGACAGCAGAAGCCACUGGGGGACACUGGAGCACAUUCAGCAGAAUAAUAAUUACGAUGAUCUGACUAUAGCUUUCCUGCAGGAAGUCAUGCUGUAUAAAAGCCGUCAGUGUAGUCGAGCCAUAGAGGACAGUGCUCUUCAAGCUCUGCAGGAAAAUGACCACAUGACAAAGGUGGAAAUGUUCCACUGUGCAGCUUGCAACGUCUUAGUAUCCACGUCUGCAUCCUCAGUGCAGACUCACAUUACCUCUCAGGAACACCUCGUCAAAACACAGGAGUUUGAAGUGCAGCAGAGACGUACUUGCCUCAGCAAAGCAGAAACCAUAAUGAAUGAGCUGAAACCUCAGUUUGAAAACUUCAUCAAGGGUGACAGCCCAUUUGAAUGAUGGAAAUCACUGGAAAUCUUCAAAAUAGUGUUUUCACUGAGGUGCUGUUUGCGUCAGAUGAAGAGUAAUGGACUUUGAAUCACAACCACAUUAGUGCCACAUCAAUUCUCGUGUUUAGUCAGAAAAACUCCUGGUUUGUUCACACAAUAUGGACGUUUGUUGUUCUUUGGUGCAUAUGUUGUUUUGUCAUUUCAUAUUUUGUCCAUGUUCAUGUAACAGAACUCCAGGUAAUCACCAUUUGGUCACUUUAAGAAGAUGAAGCUUGUGAUUUUUUUGAAUUACAGGUCCAAUGUUUCUCAUUUCUGUGCAAAAAUAAUUAGAAAAAGUCAAUUUGUUUCUUUGCUUUUUUUUUAUUUAGAACAACACAAAUGUUUUAAGCAUUGUAUCUGUGUGAUAUAGUACAUUUAAAAUUAAAUUAUUUCAAAACAGUAUAUUUAAACAUUAAAUAUAGGUGACAUGUAUGAAGGGCAUUUCCAGCACAGGCUGUGCGUGUUAGGUCUUUUUUCUUAACCACCUUCAGUUUUAAUUUUGUAUUUGUAUUAGAAACAAUGCAGUUACUGAAAUACUAUAAAACACUUUCUAUGCAUAACAAGUUUGCAGACAUUAUUCUUUUUGUUCUUGAAUAGUAGCUCACUUUUUCCAUUUGUGUUUCUUGGAACUGUUUAUCAAGAGCUUUCAGGUGCCGUCACUUUCAGUUGAAAUAUUCAUCUCAGUAACUCUGUGGCCUGAAAACAGAGACUGUGGGCUUUGAUUUCAACAUGUUGCAGUACGAAAAAAAAAAAAAAACAUGAUUCUAUGUAUUUUACGAAUGUGAAUAUUGAUAUAGAAGAGAGGUGCUCCCAAACUUUGACCAAAAACGGACUCAAACCAUGAGAAAUCUGAGGUAAAAGUUGUCUUCAUUAUAAAUGGAUUCCACACUACAUUACUGCAUAAAACAAGAAAACAGUCUGCCCAUCUGGAAUUGUAUUCCAAAAAAUGGACCAUGUAAAAACAGAAAAAGGUAACAAUAUCCAAAAUAAUUAACUUUCAUCUGUCCAAAUGUCCAAGCAUGUACAAUACCUCGAUCAUUGAGCAGUACUGUACUUUUGGCCAGUAUUUAAUUGACUAAAAAAAAAA